Daldinia loculata is the source of this 2447-nucleotide messenger RNA. RefSeq lists its product as uncharacterized. The record is from RefSeq and is a predicted model, not a curated record. Bases 470 to 2287 code for a protein of 605 amino acids. The transcript has 3 exons. NCBI's taxonomy places the organism in Eukaryota, Fungi, Ascomycota, Sordariomycetes, Xylariales, Hypoxylaceae.
ACUCGCCCUUUUUUCUAUAAUGUAUUGAACCGAGACGGUCAUUUCUAAGGAAUAAGUAUCUAGGCUGGCCUUGCCUUGGAUUUUCGGGGUAGCGAUGUUAUGCUUAUACUAUUUUCUCUUCAACAGGCCAUUUCCUAAAUAAUGUAUGGCAAGUCCUAAGAACCGAUUGCAACUACCCAUGAAGGUUAAGAUUAAAAGAACUCGUAGCCCAUAGAACUUACCUUAUAUAUAUACUCAGAAGUAAAGGGAAUUGCAUAAUUCCCCAAGGUUAAGCACCCGAAGUUGGUAGCGUUGUCUUGGACGUCGGAAUGCCAUCUUCACCUACUAUCCCAAACUCUUCAUAGCCUUCAGAUCCCCCCCUAGACAAAUAUAACCUAUACAGAACACUUAAAUGUAACGCCAAUAGUGCGAAUGACUCAAUUGCCCAUCCCUGGGCCAAACUCAAUCUCAGAAUCAGAGUGCGCGCUACAUGAGCUCCAAAUACAUCGACGCCAUCCAGUCUGGCCCAGAAGGAAACACAAUGACCGAAGGAAAACAUAAACGCAAGGCAGACAAGGCCGAGGCCGCUGAGAACUGCAGCUGGCGAGGUGACAGUCCUGAGCCAGAGCUAGAUGAUCUUGCACACAAAGAGGAGCCCCAUCGACCUCGCCCGCCCGAUGAGAUCUGUAGUUGGCAGGGUAAUCCUCCUGAACCCGGGUUCGAUUACCGAGCCCGCAGUCCCAAGUUAUCACCUAGGUCUCAGAUAAAUACACCUGUUGAACCACUGCUAACGGAGAUUGAGCCAACGCCACUGGAUGCCUCCCCCGAGCAGGAAAAUCACAAUAAAGCUUCGCAGGCGCACUCUGAAGAUGAGCAGCCUGGAGAACAAGAGCAAGGCGCCACGGAAGAAACCUUGCAAGGGAGGAUUACGCACGGAGUGCAGCACGUAUUGACUGUCUUCCACAAUAUCGUCAAUCCUUCCAGUUCCCAGGCACACGAAGAAGCGCCAGAAGAUAGCGCAGAGCCUCCUGGUGAAGAGAAUAAUGCUCCCUUGAGGCCUUCUCGAAUUCCGCCGAUCCUCACCAUAGUUGAGCCGCAGCAUCCUAAAGGUAAAACCCCUAAAGAAGAAAAGGAAAAGGCGAAGAGAGAGAAGAGGGAAGCCAGGAAGGUCGAAAAGGAAAGAAAGGCUAUAGAGAAGGAGGAAAAGAAAAGACUCAAGGUAGAAAAGAGAAAAGAGUACAAAGAACGGCGCCACCAGGAGAAGGAAAAGAAGAAAAACAAGGGGAAGGAGAAAGAGACUGCUUCACCUCCCGAUCUACCUCCUGGAGCUGAUGGCCUCGCUGCCACCGAGUCGCACUGCCAUCCCGGAUGUCAAAUAUGUGAACAUCCUGAAGAUCAGAGAACGCAUGACUUCAUGAAGAGCUUGCAAGAAAGUUGGGAGGGAUUACCAUCUCUCAACGACCUUACCGAAGCUGCCAAGAAACUGCUCGGAUUGAAAGCCACAGAUGACACUCCUGAUGCGCCGCAGAGUUGCCAGAACCUUUCCUUGAACGAGCAGGAGUUGAUCGAGCAUAUUGCGGCGCACAUCAACAGACAUAUACACCAACAUAUAGACCACAACCCAUCCGGAGAAGGCAACGCAUCGAUCGGAAAAUCCUCGUCCAACAAACCUUCCUAUCAGGACCCCUGUCAGGGACCAGAUACACCUAGCCAGCAACAACAAGCUAGCUGCGAGGAUGGGCGCCCUACCAGCCACGGCUUGGACGGUAAUAGGGACUGGCCUAUGACUAUUAUGCAAGGUCACAUCUUUCGCAGCAUCGAGCCAAUGUCUGCCCCUGACGUCGCUACGACGCAACCUCCCCCUCGGGAUUGUUCGCCCUUUCGCACCCCAACGAGUCGUUGCGUCUCUCCGUGGUGCGAAAAACUCGGUCUCAAGUUGGAUGACCCGCCCCUUGUCCAGAAGCCAACGGUGCCGUGGUCGAGAAGAGGAUUCAACUCCAGCCCGAGCCGCAUGAGGACCGUCGCCACCUCUUCCUGCCUCAACGCGCCACUAUGCUCACACCCGGUCUAUCAUGAACACGGCUUAUACGCUUGCGUCCCCGUCUCGCUGAUACCGGCUCUCAGCCUUGAAUCUUCCUGCUGUGGCCAUAGUAACUGUCACUACGCUUCGCCAAUGAUGACACCUAUGCCAGUUUCGCACACCCCAUGCCCACUGUUCAAUUUCGAACCGUUCGGCACCGCCGAAACGAUUCCUCCCAGCACACCUCGCAGAAGUCUGUCGGCUAACGAGACACAGAUCGUGUUUUGAUACUUCUAAAGGUUGAAACGUGGGUUUGGUAGGAGCUUAGAUUAGGUAGGUUAUGACGGAGCGCGUUAGCUAGAAGAUUGUUCAUGGGGGGUUGAUAUGCAGGAAAUGGAGUGUGGAAUAAGGAGGUUUUGACAGACUGAACAAUUAGUCUGAAGAUUGC